GACGGUCCCCGUUCCCUCCCGCAGGCCGGGACUGCCUGGGCUGCGCCAAGACGGGCAGCGGGAAGACGGCGGCCUUUGUGCUGCCCGUGCUGCAGGCGCUCUCCGAGGACCCCUACGGCAUCUUCUGCCUCGUGCUGACCCCCACCAGGGAACUCGCGCAGCAGAUCGCGGAGCAGUUCCGAGUGCUGGGGAAGCCCCUGGGCCUCAAGGACUGUGUGGUGGUGGGCGGUCUCGACAUGGUGGCCCAGGCCCUGGAGUUGGCCAGGAAGCCCCACGUGGUGGUGGCCACCCCGGGCCGCUUGGCCGAUCACCUGCGCAGCUCCAGCACCUUCAGCCUCAAAAAGCUCAGAUUCCUGGUGCUGGAUGAGGCCGACAGGCUGCUGGAGCAGGGCUGUGCCGACUUCACCGCCGACCUGGAGCUCAUCCUGGAGCACGUCCCGGCGCGGCGCCAGACCCUGCUGUUCAGUGCCACCCUCACUGCCACC
Molecule: messenger RNA, 485 nt
Organism: Neopelma chrysocephalum (saffron-crested tyrant-manakin)
Lineage: Eukaryota; Metazoa; Chordata; Aves; Passeriformes; Pipridae
Product: probable ATP-dependent RNA helicase DDX49
Exons: 4
Molecular function (GO): ATP binding; nucleic acid binding
Source: RefSeq, a predicted model, not a curated record